CGCACAGAACCCGGAACCAUUUAAGGUAACAACGCAUAAUCCAGCCGAGACUAUUACUCGGACGGACCGCGAAGUUUGUUUGCGUUCAGAGUCGUAAUCAAGGAAUCAAUAAUAUUUAGGAUGAAAUAAGAGUUUAUGUGAAAUGGAGGACGAGGACGAGCUGUCGGAUUUCCGAAAGCGGUGGAAACAGGAACUAGAGACAAAGCCUCGGUUGACAGAUAACAAUGCAGUGGGUUAUUUUGGACGCUGCAGUGAAGCGGAUGUGAUUAAUGAACAGAAAGCUGGUGAAUCUCAGAGGAAACGUCGAGAUGACGGUUUAAAACGUCUUCAGGAGGUUUGUAGCGAUCAGCCACAGUACGUGUCCAUCGCAGAGGGUUUGUUGGAGGGUAGAAGCAGCCCCCUGAUGGCCCGGAUGGAGCAGGAGAGACUGCGGAGGAAGAGACGCUGUGAGCGGGGAGAUGAACAUCAGCAGCUCCGCUCUGCUCCACACAGCCGGAAGGAAGAUCACCUUCCUCUCCUUGACCAGUUUAUUCAGGAUUUGAUUGAGGUGAACGAAAUCCCCUUCUUCGAUGUCGAGCUGCCGUAUGAACUGGCGCUGAAGAUUUUCCAGUUCCUGAGCAAAGCUGAACUGGGUCGAUGCGCUCAGGUGAGUAAGUCAUGGAGAGUGUUAGCGGAGGACGAGGUCCUGUGGUACAGGUUGUUCAUUCAGGAGGGGUAUCACCGAGGGGCAAGUGUAUCUGACUCGCCCUGCUGGAAAAGUACGCUGAGGGACUGCAUCAACACUGAGAAAACUGUCAAGUACAACUGGAAGAAUCGUGUCGGGUCCAUCAGCUAUCUGCAGUAUGAACAGGGGAAAGUGUUGUGUGAUGUCAGUUCCUGUGACAGACUGGUCUUGGCUGGGUAUACCUCAGGCGACGUGCGACUCUGGGACACUCUCCACUGGGAGUCGGGGGCUUUGAACCUACAGCCUUCUCACAGCAUCAGAGCCGAAACAACGCCGCCUCAAAUCAACCUGGUACAAGUCACCGAUAGUGUCGCCUGCGCUGCCUAUGAGAAUGGGUGCGUGGAGGUUUGGAGCACCGAAUCCGACGUAGAACCCAUCCAUCACUAUCAGCACCUGCAGCAGGUGUGUGCCCUCGACGUGGGCUCCGACGCUCCUGUCGUGACCUCUGCGUCUGGUUCGGAGGUGCGAGUAGACGCGCCAGACGAUCGGGGCUACUGGAGAAACGUGUGUCUCACCCAGUUGGCUAAACCUGUGGACGGGUUGUUGGUUGUCCCGGGAAAGCGGGAGAGCCCACUGGUUUCAGCCUGGGCUGGUGAGAGCGUAUAUCUACUGGAUCCAAGUAAGAGAGAUGAAGACCACGAGGAGGAGGAGCAUGGAGCCCGAGUGCUUCACUUUGUUUACGGCCAGCCUGUUACCUGCAUGGACGUGAGCGCAUGCCGAGCUGCCCUGGGGGUGAAGAGCUGUGGCUGGGGCAUGAACGAUGGAGGGAACAAGGUUCGUGUGUACAGCCUGGAGACCGGGCAAACCGAGAUGGUGUUGGGGAACUCGGCUGGAGACUUCACCUGCAUCAGCCUGAGAGAUGCCCCCCUUCAUCUGCUGGUGUGCGGGAACAAAGACAGGCGGGUUCGAGCGUUCGACCUGCGUUCUGGCUCCUCGGCCGUCUCGCUCUACGCACAUCACCUGGGCGUGACGGCGGUGCGAGCCGACGACUGGAAGAUCGUGAGCGGCGGCGGCGAAGGACUGGUCUGCGUGUGGGAAAUGAGGAUGGGGGCCAAACUCUGGGAGAUGCACAACAGGCACCCAGUUCGUCACAUACGGUUUAACAGCAGCACCUUGUUGACGGCCAACAUCCCAGAUGAGAAGAACCCACGUGGCGCCUGCAUCACUGACGAUGACCUCACUGCUCACCGCAGACAUCGGGGGGCGAUCUGCUACUACGAUUUCUCCAUGGAUUCCUCCUCCCAGGACCACGUGCUGCCCAUCUGCAGGUCCGACUACACCGAGACCACCGGCUACAGCUACAACAUCGGCCUGGUUACGCCUUACGACGCGCUCGCCGACCCUCACAGCUCAGGGCUGUGACCCAUAACACACCAGGACAAGAUGGAUCAGAGCCCGGAAGAUUCUUUACACUUCUCUCUUUGUUUAGAAUCAGACUUUAUAUAAUGAACAUGCCUGUAUAGACUUAAAAAAAAACACUUCUUCAAAUUUAUUUUAUUUUUAAAGACUUUUUUAAAGUUUCUUUUUUUGUAAUAUAUUUUUUUACACUCGAACUGAAGCUUAGUUACGUUUAAUGGGAGGUCUGUAAACAUCAGUCAUUUGGAGAACAUACUGAUUAUUUUAUUUGUUUUUUAACAAAGCUCACAGACUCAUUAAUGUGGGCAGGGAACUCUAAUGAGAAAAGAAUUUUAGCAGCUCGCUUUCCACACACACACAUACAGAGACACACACACAUACAGACACACACAUACAGACACACACACCAGACACACAUACACAUACAGAGACACACACACAGACACACACACACAUACAGACACACACACACACACACACACCAGGCACACAUACAGAGAGACACACACAUACACACACACACAUACAGAGACACACACACACACAGACACACACACACACACACACACAGACAGACACACACAUACACACGCACACACGCACACACACACACACAGACACACACAGACACACACACACCAGACACACACACACCAGACACAUACACACACACACACACAGACACACACACUAACUAUGGUAAAUAGGGCAUGUGGUAGCCUAGUGGAUAAGGUGUUGUGAAUUAGAUCCCAGGUUCACCAAGCUGCCACUGUUGGGCCCCUGAGCAAGGCCCUUAACCCUCAAUUGCUCAGCUGUAUAAAAAAUGAGAUGAUGUAAGUCGCUUUGAAUAAGGGCAUCUGUCAAAUGAUGUAAAUGUAAACUACAAACUGCAUAUUUAAUGCGAUGACUCGGGGAAACAAGCAACAAGGAAAUGAUCCAAUACGAUCAGGGUUCGUUUUUACAAUUUUAUUUUUAAUACCCACACAUUCUUGCAGGUUUUAUUUUAUACACAAACGUCAUUUACAGCGAGCACAAAUAAGCAUUCGGAAACGUGUGUUUUUUUUGUUAAUUCAUUUAUUUCCAGUCCAUACAGUCACUUUAAACGGACACACAAUGUGUUUUAACGUAAAAAGGAAAUAUGCU
Tachysurus vachellii is the source of this 3223-nucleotide messenger RNA. RefSeq names its product F-box and WD repeat domain containing 8 (gene fbxw8). Bases 143 to 2086 code for a protein of 647 amino acids. The record is from RefSeq and is a predicted model, not a curated record. The transcript has 11 exons. Gene Ontology annotation, cellular component: preribosome, large subunit precursor. NCBI's taxonomy places the organism in Eukaryota, Metazoa, Chordata, Actinopteri, Siluriformes, Bagridae. Gene Ontology annotation, molecular function: protein binding.